AUUUUUAUACAGAGAAAUUAUGAGCUGCCAUUGGAAGUGGAGAAUUCUUGCUUUUUUUCCUCUUCUUCUUCUUCAGUGUUGCUGUAAUGGGCUGAAUUUUGAUGGGGUUCUCUUGCUUUCCUUCAAAUAUGGCGUUUUAGAGGACCCCCUUUUUGUGCUUCAGAACUGGAAUUACUCUGACGAUACCCCCUGUUCAUGGCGCGGAGUCACCUGCGCUGCCGGCGGCGGCGGCGGCGGUUCUAGAGUUACGGGUUUAUCUCUCCCGAACUUUCGGCUUCUGGGUUCUGUCUCUCCUGAUCUGGGGUUGAUUGAAAAUCUUCAAUCUCUUGAUCUUUCUAACAAUUCGUUUAAUGGGUCUCUCCCGGGGACUCUGUUCAACGCCUCCAUGCUCCAGUUUCUUGAUUUGUCGGACAAUUUGAUCUCCGGCGAGGUUCCGUCGCCGGUGAAUCGGCUUGGAGAUCUCCGUGUUCUGAACCUCUCUGGCAAUGCUCUGGCCGGGAAGAUUCCGGGUGAUCUUGCGAAUUUGGGGAACCUCACGGCGGUCUCUUUGAAGGGAAAUUACUUUUCCGGUCGGAUUCCCGGUGGGUUUAAAUCGGUUCAGGUUUUGGAUCUGUCUUCGAAUUUGAUCAAUGAUUCUCUGCCGUCUGAUUUUGGAGGCGACAGUUUACGUUAUCUGAACAUCUCUUACAACCGAGUUUCCGGCGAAAUCCCGCCGGAUUUCGCCGCGAAAAUUCCGGCCAACGCCACGAUUGACCUGUCCUUCAACAAUCUCACCGGACAAAUCCCUGAUUCCGACGUGUUCAUGAACCAAGAAGCGAGCUCCUUCACCAGGAACCCCCAACUCUGCGGCGAGCCGACGAGGAGCCCCUGCCCAAUUCCUUCCUCGCCAGCGUCGCUGCCGCCGGCGAUCGCCGCCAUUCCGAAGACGCUAGACCCGAGCACCCCAGAAACCACCUCGCCGGAAAAACAGAGCAAAACAGAGUUCAAACCGGCCACAAUAGUAGCCAUUGUACUCGGAGACGUCGUCGGCCUCGCAAUUCUGUGCGUCCUCUUCUUCUACGUCUACAAUUUGAAGAAAAAGAACAAAAAAGUGGAAGCCAAUUUGAAAAACGAAGCCAAUUUAGCGAAAGAAAGCUGGUCCACGUCUUCCUCUUCCUCAUCGUCGUCGGAAUCCAGAGGGCUCUCCCGGUGGUCCUGCCUGAGAAAAACAGGGGAUCACGAAGAGGGGACUUCCGAUCAGGCCAGCGACGGCGAAGGCGGUGGCGGUAGAAAUGGAGACGAAACGACGGCGCAGAGAGAACAGGGGAGCAACAGAGGAACUCUGGUGACGGUGGACGGGGAGAAGGAGCUGGAGCUGGAGACGCUGCUGAAGGCGUCGGCGUACAUUCUCGGCGCCACCGGGUCCAGCAUUACGUACAAGGCGGUGCUGGAAGACGGCACAGCGUUCGCCGUCCGCCGGAUCGGAGACGGCGGCGUCGAGAAAUACAAAGAUUUUGAAAACCAAAUUCGGGUUGUUGCUAAAUUGGUACACCCGAAUCUGGUUCGGAUUCGUGGGUUCUAUUGGGGUUCCGAUGAGAAGCUCAUCAUCUACGAUUUCGUCCCCAAUGGCAGCUUGGCCAAUGCGAGAUACAGGAAAGUGGGUUCAUCGCCUUGCCAUCUUCCAUGGGAGGCCCGAUUGAGAAUAGCCAAAGGAGUGGCCCGUGGGCUUUCUUAUCUCCACGACAAGAAGCACGUCCAUGGCAACUUGAGGCCCAGCAACAUUCUUUUGGGCUACGACAUGGAGCCCAAGAUAGGAGAUUUCGGUCUCGAGAAGCUCUUCUUGGGCGAUGUCAGCUACAAAGCGGGCGGCUCGACUCGGAACUUCGGGAGUAAGCGAUCCACUACUUCUCGAGAUAGCUUCCAAGACUUCGUCACUGGGCCGAGUCCUGGGCCGAGCCCGAGCUCGAUUAGUGGGGUGUCGCCGUACCACGCACCAGAAUCGCUUCGGAGCCUGAAGCCCAACUUGAAAUGGGAUGUGUACUCGUUUGGGGUGAUAUUGCUCGAGCUACUAACUGGGAAGGUCGUAGUAUUGGACGAGAUGGGUCAAGGGCUUGGACUUGCCGUCGAAGACACCUGUCGAGCCUUAAGAAUGGCUGACAUGGCGAUCCGUGCUGACGUGGAGGGUCGAGAAGAAGCGUUGUUGUCGUGCUUUAAGUUAGGGUAUAGUUGUGCAUCUCCAACCCCACAAAAGAGACCAUCCAUGAAGGAAGCCUUGCAAGUUUUGGAGAAAUUUCCAACCCUGUCCACGUCAUCACACUAUUAUGGUAUAUAAGGAGAGGGAAAAAAAAAGAAAGAAGAAAAUUAAUGUAGAGGAGGUGUUUGUGUUAUUAACUGACGUAGUCCCAUGCAUGUUUGUAAUUGUGUGAUUGAUCUAUUGAAUAGAUUGGCAUUUGUCAUGUUAUGGCCCA
Momordica charantia (bitter melon) is the source of this 2447-nucleotide messenger RNA. The record is from RefSeq and is a predicted model, not a curated record. Lineage: Eukaryota; Viridiplantae; Streptophyta; Magnoliopsida; Cucurbitales; Cucurbitaceae.